Molecule: messenger RNA, 3769 nt
Organism: Scatophagus argus
Lineage: Eukaryota; Metazoa; Chordata; Actinopteri; Scatophagidae
Gene: ywhaba
Product: tyrosine 3-monooxygenase/tryptophan 5-monooxygenase activation protein, beta polypeptide a
Exons: 7
Coding region: 165-899 (244 amino acids)
Biological process (GO): signal transduction
Cellular component (GO): cytoplasm
Source: RefSeq, a predicted model, not a curated record
AUACUGGCGGGGGGAGGGGUGGGGUUUAGAGGAAGCGGAAGUGUCAGAGCAGGCGGAAGUGGUACUGCCCUGAAUACUCUGAGCAUCGAGCGGAGGACGGCUUGAUUAACUCCCAUCGUUCAGAGAAUAAAAUCGGGAUUCCUAUUACGCUUUAAAUCCUAAAAAUGGAUAAGAACGACCUGGUGCAGAAAGCCAAGCUCGCAGAGCAGGCUGAGCGCUAUGACGACAUGGCGGCUGCCAUGAAGGCCGUGACAGAGCAGGGCCUGGAGCUCAGCAAUGAGGAGCGCAAUCUGCUCUCUGUUGCUUACAAGAACGUGGUGGGGGCCCGUCGUUCAUCCUGGCGCGUCAUCUCCAGCAUCGAGCAGAAGACGGAGGGGAACGAGAAGAAACAGCAGAUGGCACGUGAAUAUCGUGUGAAGAUCGAGUCUGAACUCCAAGAAAUCUGCCAGGACGUGCUGAAUCUGCUCAGCGAUUUCCUCAUUCCCAAAGCAACUCAGGCGGAGAGCAAGGUGUUCUACCUCAAAAUGAAAGGAGACUACUACAGAUACCUGUCAGAGGUGGCCUCUGGAGACUCAAAGAAGGACACGGUGGAGAACUCUCAGCAGGCUUACCAGGACGCCUUCAACAUCAGCAAGAAGGACAUGCAGCCAACACACCCCAUCCGGCUGGGCCUGGCCCUCAACUUCUCCGUCUUCUACUACGAAAUCCUCAACUCGCCUGAGCAGGCCUGCUCUCUGGCCAAGCAGGCCUUCGACGAGGCGAUCGCCGAGCUCGACACCUUGAACGAGGACUCGUACAAAGACAGCACGCUGAUCAUGCAGCUACUAAGGGACAACCUGACUCUGUGGACAUCAGAAAACCAGGGUGACGAGGGCGAAACCGGCGAUGGAGAGAACUAGAGCGCACUUCACUGUUAACCCAUCCCCACUCUCUUCCUCCUCCUCCUCCUUUUAUCUUUCUUCCUCUUUCUUCUCUUCUUCCUCUCUCCGUACACAUAAACAGCCCGUUCAUUCCCUCGUCCCACUUUUUCGAGCCCAGCCUCCCGACUUCCCUUCUGUAUAACCAACAGCAUGAAUAGUACCUGACCUUCACGAACGAGGGAGGGGGAAACCAGAGAAACUACUCCAUCACGAUCCCUCCAGCCCUCCUCCAGCCCUCCCUUGAUCUUGGCACUCCGAGGCAGGCCAGCAGACUAAACCCACUGGCCAGUCUAGUCUUAUAGCACGCAGGGAGGGUUUUUAAUCUGAAACCCCAAAUUAAAUUAACGUCUUUCAGAGCCUACAUUCCCCCAUUUUUUAUUUUUUUUUUUAUUUAACCCUCCUCAUUUAAUCUUCACCAUUCCUUCCGUUCUUCCCUCGUUCCUCUUCCCUCCUUCCUAACAUCUCAGUACGUUCUCUCACCCUCCUCUCUCUAGCGAGUUAAUGCACUUAUAUAGUUGUCCAUCCCUUCUGUUUUGGCUUUUCUUAGUGUACUGGCAAAUGGCUGGUUUUAUUCCACUUUAAACAAAACAAAAGAUAAUUAAACUGUCCGUUUAUUUUCAACAAACACUGUGAUGUUUAGUUUUUCCUCCACCCGCCACCAGAUCCUCAUUCGAUGGCAAAAAAAAGAAAAACAAAAAAACAAUAUUCAGCUGGGAGUUUGGACAUCAGUGCAAUUCUGCUGAGGUUUAUACAGAAGGGUCCUCCUACAAGGCUGUAUUGUGACACUGACAAAUCUAAAAGCAAAAGCGUUUUACCUGCUGUGUAAUCAAACACUUACAGUUUUUAUUGUUUUUAACUCUGACGCCGAGUUUUAUUUGACACCAUUCUGCACAUUUCCAGUUCGGAGCUAAAAAAACUGAUUUGACACGUUAUUAAAAAUGAAAACAUUCCAUCUCAAUGUUUAAGAAAAUUUUGGACCUUGUCACAACAAACGGGACCUGCCUGCUUCCUCGGCCCCACUUCCUGUCCAGGUGCUGUCGACCGGCUGUCCCUAAACGUGUUCCCUCAACAUGUUCCAUUUCGCGAUUGCUUUUCUCUCUUUCUGUGUGUGUGGAUAACAAAUCAAACUCUCCUUUCCGGUUUUUGAAAACUGUAAAAUUGUAAAACAUUUUUAGAGCUUAACUGUAAAUCUGUCUUUUGGAAAACAAAACGGUUUGUUGAUGUUGUUCGUUAACACCUGCUUGCAAUGAAAACCUUAAAGCCGUUACAGUCAGCUGCUGUUUUAUGCUUUGGCAUUUUGUUUGGUACUUCCUCCCCUCCCUCCCCCCUCUUUAUGCCCCUUAACUGCUUGUACUGACUAAAGACUAGGAAAAAAAUGCAUGCCAUCACCAUGUAAAUGUACUGCAAACAUCGAGUGGGGAGUUUUGUGCUCUGUGGAUGGACACUUAAACUUCCUGCUUCCUCAUCUCCCAAUUAUGAACAGCAGUUGUGGCAGCAAUGUUGAUCUUUAAUCUUGAUUGGCUGACUGCUUUGAAAACAAAAGUUGAGCCACAAAAGUUAAUUGUUGGCCUUGAAAACGACCUAAAAAAAAACUAAAAUCGAGUUUCUGGAGCUUUGAACUACGACUUUAGACUUUGAGUAACAACUGCAAGAAACCAACCCCAACAAUUCAGGUCAAACCCAGCUGACUUGCUCAGCUGUUAAAUUUCAAAUUGGAAAAAAGACAAGGAAGUCGUGAUUUUUUAAGUGUCACCGCAGGCAGGUGCUUUGCAGGAGUCAAAUCUCCCAGCAGCCAAUCAGCCAAUAAUCCGUUUGUGGAAACGAGAACCUGUAGUUUGGAUCACGGCUAAAGUUUUCAGACUAGAGUUCGUAAACGCACCUCUCCAGUCGACCUCUUAGUUCUCUGUCGACCUUUCGGCUGCAUUUUGGAAACACUCAGCAGUCAACGGUACCUUUUCCCAGCUCACGUUCAGGUCUGAUCUUUCACAGGACAUUCAAUUGAACUGGCAAAAAUUAGGCUCCAUGUUGGUUUCUCUAAAUGGCAAAAUGCUAUUUUGUUCAAAUGCAGUUCAAAUCCCCAACCUCUUUUUGGUCCCAGAUUUUAAGAAAUAUCAGCUGACCAGAAUGCAGUACUGAGAGUGUGACUGAAGGCCCUCUUUGUCUUCAAAAAAUAAUAGAUAGUCGAGUAAAAAAUUCUUCCCUCUCCACUCAGUGUCACAAUAACCUUGUCAUUAACCAUCUCGACAUUCCACUCUGUAGGUGUAGAAAAGUCAUGUGUCUCAAUGUUUUGGGGUUUUUUUUUCCAUUUGCUGAGGACAAAUGUUUUCAUGCACUGAAGUUUAAAAGGUAAAAAAAAAAUCCUCCCUGCCGCUCUUUUUCUCGUUAGCUGAACAAAAAGGCAGUUAUUCUACGCUUUCUAAGGAAAAAAAUGAUCCCAUGCAGUAGUGAAUGUGGCACCGAGCCUGUCUGUAUAUCUGGUAUCUCAAAUCAUUUUGUUUUUACUGACCAGUAUUCUGCUUAAAAUAAAAAGGAAAAAAAAUUACCCCUAAAAAAAAAAAAAAACAACAAAAAAAAAGGUUUGCUUCUGUGACGGUUUUAUUGCUUAGCGCCAUGUGGUUGUGAAAAUUUAGACUUAGCUUAAGAACACCAAUAAAAACAAGAAAAUGACCAAAAAAAAUCCCUUCAGCACCUUCCCCUCUCACCUGGUUAUUGACGUAAUACUAGAUUUGUGUAUGUCUUUUAAAAAAACAAAUAAAAAAAAUCCAACUCUAGUUUCACCUUACGUGUUAUAAACGGGACAAAAUGUAAAAGACAAUUUAAAAUGAAAUAAAGGUUUUAUCAGUUCAGAA